This is a messenger RNA of Pseudopodoces humilis (Tibetan ground-tit), 1282 nucleotides long. RefSeq names its product kazal-type serine protease inhibitor domain-containing protein 1-like. Gene Ontology annotation, biological process: regulation of cell growth; regulation of signal transduction. The record is from RefSeq and is a predicted model, not a curated record. Gene Ontology annotation, molecular function: insulin-like growth factor binding. Gene Ontology annotation, cellular component: extracellular region. Lineage: Eukaryota; Metazoa; Chordata; Aves; Passeriformes; Paridae.
GGCUCAAUGAGACACAGAGCAAAGAGCUUUUCAGAGAGCUUCAAUUCAGCUGUCAGAAGGGGCAGUUUGGUCUCUGUGCAAGCAGUACUCACAUUCCAAACUGCAUUAGAAAAAAGCUGCUGGGGUUUUAUGCAUUUUUUAUAAGUUCCAGAUUAUGCGUCUGAUACUAAUUUUUUCUUAAAGCCUGUAUUUGGAGUACAGCUUAUAUUCUAAAGCAAACCCAGGACUGUGAUGUUUUUCUCUCACUAGCUUGCCCUUGUUUUUGUUUCCUUUUUUUCCCUCUCCCUGGCUUUACUCCAAGGACCUUUUCUGCUCUUUGUUACACUCUGGAGAUGAAGCACCGGAUGGUUACAGCAGUGCUGGUAGCACUGGUAGCGGUUUCACAGAGUUUCCCUGCCUUGUACCACCGAGGCUGGUGGAGGUUGCUAAGGGAAGGAGAUAGUUGUGGAAAAUGUGAUUUGGCACUCUGCUCUGAGCCCAAGGACUGUCCAGCCGGGACUGUGCUGGAUCGCUGCAGCUGCUGUCUGGAAUGUGGGAACGUGGAAGGUCAGAUCUGCGACUUGGACCAGGGCAAUCAUUUUUAUGGGCAAUGUGGGAAUCACCUUGAGUGCAGGCUGGAUGCUGAUGAAGAAAAGUUUGGGGAAGUCCCUGAACCCCAGUGUGUGUGCAAAUCUCAAGAGAGCAUCUGUGGAUCUGAUGGGAAAACCUAUGAAAACAUCUGUCAGUUCAACAAGGGUUAUGCUGCAAAAAGAAACAUCAGCAUGAAACAUAAAGGGCCAUGUGAAUCAGCUCCUGUUAUUUCUACACCACCUCAGGAUGCCCAGAAUUACACUGGAAAUGAUGUCAUUUUUGGCUGUGAGGUGUCGGCCUAUCCUAUGCCACAGCUUGAAUGGAAAAAAAAGGGGAAUAAAAUGUUUCUGCCAGGAGAUGACACCCACGUCUCAGUUCAGGCAAGAGGUGGGCCUCAGAAGAAUGGUGUGACAGGCUGGCUGCAGAUUCAGGGCCUGAAAAAAUCAGAUGAAGGCAUUUAUAUUUGCCACACCAAAAAUAAACAUGGUGCAACGUAUGCCUCUGCAAGAUUGAAAGUCAUUGAUGACCCAUCUCCUGCAUUUGCACUUACUGCUGGCAGUAGAAGCGCAAGCUACAGCAUUGAAUACGAGGAGUAUUUUGACAAUUCUGAUGAGGAAGAUGAUGAAGAAUAUGAAUCCGGGGAUUACAAUAAUGGAAACAACUCUGAAUAAUAAUUUUUAUACAUCUCUUGUCCAAAUCCUUUCACACAGUU